Molecule: messenger RNA, 549 nt
Organism: Arachis stenosperma
Lineage: Eukaryota; Viridiplantae; Streptophyta; Magnoliopsida; Fabales; Fabaceae
Product: probable protein phosphatase 2C 76
Exons: 1
Coding region: 1-549 (182 amino acids)
Biological process (GO): protein dephosphorylation
Cellular component (GO): nucleus; cytosol
Molecular function (GO): protein serine/threonine phosphatase activity; cation binding
Source: RefSeq, a predicted model, not a curated record
AUGAUGGUGGAUAUGGGUUCCGUGUCAAGAAGUGCUUGUUCCCUUGUGGAUAUGAUACUAGAGAAAGAUGAUGAUGGCCGGUUUACAAGUGGAGGGUGGAAAAGUGAGGAUGGAAGGCUUAGCUGUGGGUAUUCAAGCUUCAGAGGGAAGAGAGUAACGAUGAAGGAUUUUUAUGAUAUUAAAAUAUUGAAGAUUGGUGGUCAUUCAGUAUGCUUCUUUGGAAUAUUUGAUGGUCAUGGUGGUUCUCGUGUUGCAGAGUAUUUGAAAGAGCAUCUCUUUGAUAAUCUCAUGAAGCAUCCAAAAUUUUUUACUGAUGCCAAAUUGGCUAUAAGUGAAACGUAUCAAGGGACUGAUUCUCGAUUUCUGGAUUCUAAAAAAGACACUUUCUGGGAUGAUAGCUCUAUUGCUUCAACCGCUGUAUUGAUUGAUAACCAUCUCUAUGUUGCUAAUGUUGGAGAUUCUAGGACUAUAAUAUCAAAGGCUGGUAAAGCAAUUGCUCUCUCUAAAGAUCAUAAGCCAAACAAAAGUGAUGAACGGAAGAAGAAUUGA